AUGGAAGCUCCCUGGACCCAAACUCCAGAGGAAAUCCUCCAAUACUUCAGUGUAGACCCAGUAAAUGGCCUGACGUCCGACCAAUCUGCGAAACAUGCUGAACUCUACGGAAAGAACGUACUACCAGAAGACCCUCCUACACCCCUUUGGGAGCUCAUAUUAGAGCAGUUCAAGGAUCAGCUGGUUCUUAUCCUAUUAGGUUCUGCCGUAGUAUCUUUCGUCCUUGCUCUUCUCGAAGACUCGGAAAGUCUCUUCGGUGCAUUUGUAGAGCCUACCGUCAUUCUUCUCAUUCUCGUCGCAAAUGCCGCCGUCGGUGUCAUCCAGGAGGCGAAUGCAGAGAGGGCCAUUGAUGCCUUGAAGGAAUACUCCCCGGACGAAGCCAAAGUUGUGCGCUCAGGUCAGCUCAGUCGCAUCCAUGCGUCCGAGCUCGUUCCAGGCGAUAUCAUCUCUAUCUCCGUUGGCGACAAAGUCCCUGCCGACUGCAGGCUUCUCUCCCUUUCGUCCAGCAGCUUCCGCAUUGAUCAGGCCAUCUUGACCGGUGAAAGUACCAGUGUCAACAAAUCUCCGGACACCGUGAAAGACGUCAGAGCUGUGAAGCAAGAUAUGACUAACAUUCUGUUCUCGGGAACUACUGUCGUCAAUGGCAGUGCGAAGGCUAUCGUCGUCUUCACCGGGACGAAGACGGCCAUCGGUGACAUUCACAAGUCAAUUUCAUCCCAGAUUAGCGAGAAGACGCCUCUCAAGCGCAAGUUAGACGACUUUGGCGAUAUGCUCGCGAAGGUCAUCACUGUCAUUUGCAUUCUCGUCUGGCUCGUCAACAUUCGCCACUUCUGGGACCCAUCUCAUCAUGGCGCGCUCAAGGGUGCUAUUUACUACUUCAAGAUUGCUGUUGCGUUGGCGGUUGCCGCUAUCCCCGAAGGUCUGGCUGCCGUCAUCACUGCAUGCCUGGCUUUGGGCACGAAGAAGAUGGCGCAGAAGAACGCGAUCGUCAGGAACUUGCCCAGUGUCGAGACUCUUGGCUGCACAAACGUCAUCUGCUCUGACAAGACCGGUACAUUGACUACGAACCAGAUGAGCGUAGCAGCGUUCAUGACUAUUGACCCGUCUGGCAAACUCCGCGAAUACAACGUAGAAGGCACUACCUUCGCGCCACACGGGUCUGUCACAUAUGCUGAUGGCAAGGAAGCUACUGCUGAACUCCAAUCAGACCCAAUACAACGAUUGGCUGAAAUCAGUGCUAUCUGCAACGACGCGAAGAUAGUUUACAACAAGGACAAGGCCUCUUAUGUCAACGUCGGCGAACCCACCGAGGCUGCGCUCAAAGUGCUCGCCGAGAAGAUUGGUUGCAGGGAUUUGGAAGUGAGGAAGUCCUUGUCCAGCAUGAGCCCACUUCUCCGCGCGAACGCGGUCAACGACUACUUUGAGCGUACCAUCCCCAGGCUUUUGACCUUCGAGUUCUCCCGCGAUCGCAAGAUGAUGUCCGUUCUUGUCAAGCUUAACGGUUCUGGUGCUCUCUUCGCCAAAGGUGCCCCCGAGUCCAUCCUUGAACGGUCAACGAAUGCUCUUGUCAACGGCCAGACGAUCCCUUUGACUCCAGCCCUACGAAGCGCCAUCCUCUCUCAAACGGUCGCUUACGGCGCGAAGGGCCUUCGUACCCUUGCAUUGGCAUACGUGAACGUAGAUGAUACGGAUAUUGCCCAUUACCACUCCGAUAGUUCGAAGGACUAUGGUCGCUUCGAACAAAAUUUCACAUUCGUUUCAUUGGUUGGUAUGCUCGAUCCUCCCCGCCCUGAAGUCCGUGAAGCCAUCGCCAAUUGCAAAGCAGCUGGUAUUCGUGUCAUCUGCAUCACCGGAGACAACAAAGGGACCGCGGAGACCAUUUGCCGCAAAAUUGGAAUAUUUGGCGAUGACGAGGACCUGACAGGAAAGAGUUACACUGGGAGAGAAUUGGACGACCUUACUCAGGAAGAGAAAGUUGCGGCGGUACAGCGGGCUAGCUUAUUCAGUCGGACGGAGCCUGGUCACAAAAGUCAAUUGGUCGACUUGCUUCAAGGCUUGGGAUUGGUUGUCGCGAUGACUGGGGACGGAGUAAAUGACGCCCCUGCACUGAAGAAGGCCGACAUUGGCGUGGCUAUGGGAAGCGGCACAGACGUCGCAAAAUUGGCUGCGGAUAUGGUCCUUGCUGAUUCGAACUUUACGACAAUAGAAGGAGCCGUUGAAGAAGGCCGACUGAUCUACAACAAUACUAAACAAUUUAUUCGCUACCUAAUUUCUUCAAAUAUUGGCGAGGUGGUUAGCAUUUUCUUGACGGUUCUUUUGGGCAUGCCCGAAGCUUUGAUUCCCGUUCAAUUACUCUGGGUGAACCUUGUUACCGAUAGUCUGCCCGCGACGGCUUUAGGGUUCAAUCCUCCGGACCAUUCAAUCAUGCGUGUCCCACCGAGGAAUAGUCGAGAACCUCUCGUGGGUUCUUGGCUAUUCUUCCGGUAUAUGGUUGUUGGUGUGUAUGUUGGCGUUGCCACCGUCGCUGGAUACGCGUGGUGGUUCAUGUUCUAUACCGGGGGACCCCAAAUAUCAUUCUAUCACCUGACGCACUUCCACGAAUGUUCAGCCUUAUUCCCUGAAAUUGGAUGUGAAAUGUUCACUGAUGUCAUGGCUCGGCGUGCCACCACUAUGAGUCUUUCGAUCCUCGUCACGGUCGAAAUGUUCAACGCCAUGAAUUCGCUCUCAGAAAACGAAAGUCUGCUUCGGCUGCCGGUUUGGAAAAACCCCUACCUUGUGGCUGCCAUUACGCUCAGCAUGGCACUCCACUUCAUGAUUUUAUAUGUGCCCUUUUUCACGACGCUUUUCGCAAUAACGCCGCUCAACUGGAUCGAGUGGAAAGCUGUCUUGUACUUGAGCGCUCCUGUUCUCGUCAUUGAUGAAGUGCUCAAAUUUAUUACGGGUACAUUUAUCGAUCCUCCCUCAAAAAUCAAGCUAGACUAA
Molecule: messenger RNA, 2982 nt
Organism: Pleurotus ostreatus (oyster mushroom)
Lineage: Eukaryota; Fungi; Basidiomycota; Agaricomycetes; Agaricales; Pleurotaceae
Exons: 12
Coding region: 1-2982 (993 amino acids)
Biological process (GO): intracellular calcium ion homeostasis; calcium ion transmembrane transport
Cellular component (GO): membrane
Molecular function (GO): P-type calcium transporter activity; ATP binding; ATP hydrolysis activity
Source: RefSeq, a predicted model, not a curated record